AUGGCGCCGAAUGUCAACACGACCAAUCUUUUACUUUGCUACGUAGCUGAUGGCUUGUUGCCUCAGGUGAUGCGAGAGCUGCAGAGGCAGGAGAAUUCCUGGGCGAAGUGUUCGCUGGGCCGCGCUCGUUUCCUACCAGUUGCGCUGCCAUCUGAUCGUAAAUCAACGUCGUUAACUGCGUCGUUUCAAGUGUUGCGAUUCACGAAAGUGCACGCACAUCUCUGUAAAGGGACGUCCGAACCCCUCGAAGCGAGCGACCAUAAUUCAGCCAACAGCGAUGCUGCCUCUUCGGACAAAGACAACCCACCAUGCCAUCCCACUCUUCGCACGUAG
Messenger RNA from Necator americanus (New World hookworm), 333 nucleotides. RefSeq lists its product as uncharacterized. The transcript has a single exon. Bases 1 to 333 code for a protein of 110 amino acids. The record is from RefSeq and is a predicted model, not a curated record. Lineage: Eukaryota; Metazoa; Nematoda; Chromadorea; Rhabditida; Ancylostomatidae.